CAAACUAGUAAUCUGGCACUUUUUGAUAGGGGGAAAUACAAUAUGCCUAUUAAGAAACCACGAAUGUGACAUUAUUAUAGAGACAGAUGAACCAUUAAUAUUUAAGAUGUAGCCCAAAGCACUGGAAUAUGGCUAGUAACUGCUUCCCGCAGUGGUAGUGAAGCUGUGCAGUUCAAACCUCCUCUCAUGCAAAUAACGCAUAGACGAUAACUGAGCAUGCGCUUGAUACAUCUCGGUCGGAAGCAAGAAGGAAACUGGACCGAAGACAACAUCUGAACUGUCAACAAUCAUGUCAGGAUUUCUGGAUGGAAUCAGAUGUGGCGACUGUGAAUGCAAUGUGGACUGGGGCGAAAAGAGAAACACAAUUGCUUCAAUAGCUGCUGGGGUUCUUUUCUUCACAGGUUGGUGGAUCAUCAUUGAUGCAGCUGUGAAGUAUCCAAAAGAGGAUGAAUUCCACCAUGCAUACCACACAUGUGGGGUUAUAGCAACUGUAGCCUUUUUAAUGAUCAAUGCAGUCUCCAAUGGACAGGUGAGGGGAGACAGCUACAGUGAAGGAUGUCUGGGACAGACUGGUGCCAGGGUGUGGCUUUUCAUUGGCUUUAUGCUGGCAUUUGGAUCACUCAUCGCCUCCAUGUGGAUCUUGUUUGGAGGAUUCGUUGUCCCCCAGAAACCAAUUGUCUACCCUGGGAUCGCAGUUUUUUUCCAAAAUGCUUUCAUUUUCUUUGGUGGCCUCGUGUUUAAGUUUGGACGCACUGAAGACCUGUGGCAGUGAUGCUGUCUUCACUCAACAGCUCUGUUAUGCACUCCUGCUUCUGCUGGCCUUCUUCCCUUUGACUCAACCUGACCCCUGGUGUGAUCAAAACUGCAAAAUGGACCCCAAUGUUAGGCCACCAGUGAUGAACAUUAGAAAGAAAAAAGGCAGGAGGCCUCUGCCAUUUUUAUAUUAAACUCAUUCAGGCUCGGGUUGCUGUGUCUGUAGUCUAUACCAUGGUAUGGCAUUUAAUUUUGCUUGAUGCAGAUGUCAGUGGUAGGAACACUUAACCAAAACAAUAUCCUAAUAAGAGCAGUGGUUGGGGACCGGGGACCGUUAUGUGUCAGUAAAGCAGAGGUGUAAAUUGUGAAUACACUCAGCGCUAUGAUACUAACUGCUACAGCAUUUUCUUUUUUUGAUAUUCCGUAUAUUUUCAAAUACACUAAAUCAAGGUUAGUAUGAGUUUGUAUGGCUAUUCAACCCAAUAUUUCAAAAGGGAAUGAUUUUAAAAUCAUAGAGCUGGAAAUUCUGUUCAUGUUGUGAAUACAAGUAUGUUACGGAACUUGUCCCCUUCAACAAAAAGACAUUAAAUGUACCUUUGGCUAAAAGUGUUUGUGCUGUAGCCCUUCACGAAAUAUGUCUCCAUAUCAGCAAAUACAGACUGUAUAUUCUGUCGCUUUCACUUUAAGUAUAUACUUUAUUUAUAUAAUGGUAUGUGGUUGCUUUAGCAAAAAACAGUUGCAUAAUGUAAAAAGCACAAUUUGAUAUCUGAGGUACAUGUUUUGAGAAAAUAUAAAUAAAUAAACUAGUCUUGUCAACACUGUUUGAAUAGUCUACAUCUGAUGUUGGGAAAGGAAUAUGUACUCCCUUUUUAGUUUUUGUUCUCCAAGAUGCCACAAUACUGGCUCUUUACAUGGCUUACCUUGCAAAACAAAUAAAAAGUGGACUCAA
Molecule: messenger RNA, 1702 nt
Organism: Clupea harengus (Atlantic herring)
Lineage: Eukaryota; Metazoa; Chordata; Actinopteri; Clupeiformes; Clupeidae
Gene: tmem50a
Product: transmembrane protein 50A
Source: RefSeq, a predicted model, not a curated record